Fraxinus pennsylvanica is the source of this 549-nucleotide messenger RNA. NCBI's taxonomy places the organism in Eukaryota, Viridiplantae, Streptophyta, Magnoliopsida, Lamiales, Oleaceae. The record is from the annotation of a GenBank genome assembly.
AUGAUUCAGAUUGUGAAGAAAUCUUGUUGCAUCCUUUUCUUUCUCCUCAUUAUCUGUUGUGUUCCUAUCCAUUCCAAGACACAAAAGCUAGACGAACCAUGCAAGCGAAUCGUGCUCUAUUACCAUGACAUCCUAUUCAAUGGCACAGAUCUUGCUAAUGCAACUUCUGUAAAAAUUGCAAAUGACACUCAAUUUGGUUUCCAUUUUGGCAUGAUGGUCGUUUUUGAUGAUCCCAUGACGAAAGACGGUAAUCUUAAUUCACCGCCAGUAGCACGAGCUCAAGGCUUCUAUUUCUAUGACAAGAAGGACACUUUCAAUGCUUGGUUUGCCUACACUUUGAUAUUCAACUCUACUGAGUAUAAAGGGACCUUAAACAUCAUGGGUGCUGACCCUCUGCCGGAGAAAACUCGCGACCUUUCGGUAGUCGGAGGGACUGGUGAUUUCUUCAUGGCAAGAGGGAUUGCAACAUUUAGAACAGAAGAUGUGCAAGGUGACUACUAUUUUAGACUCCAGAUGGAUAUCAAGUUGUACGAAUGCUAUAAGACUUAG